UGGAGACACAAUGUAGGAAGUAACUCCUCAGUGUUUUUCUCGUCCUUGUUUUGACAGCCGGGAGUUUGCUAAAACUAAACUGUCAUCUUAGUAUUUUACCAUUUAUUUUGGAACAAUAUUGAGCAGGUUUCGAUCUGAAUUGACCAGCUUUCGCGAACAUUACAUUGCGUAAAAGUGGCAAGGUAACACUGUCGAUGAGUCGAAGUCGGAACCCGCCUGCCCGGGGUCAAGGGGCUGCGCGCGCGAGAUGGGGCUGCUCCUUGACCUGAAUCCUGAUGGAGGUAUGGAUGAUGACGGUAACGAUGAAGAUCUUGAGGCUGAGUUACACAAUUUAAUGGGAGGAGGAGGUCCUCAAAGGAAAAAACGUGAAACUAAGGCUCCUGUUCCAAUAGCUGAUAUUGAGCGAAUGGCAGCUCUUUGCAUGAAAGACCUGGAUGAAGAAGACAUGGAUGAUGAUGAUUUGGAGAACGAUGAAGAUCUGCUGGCAGAAUUAAAUGAUGUUUUGGAGGAUGAGGAGGAAAUCAGACCUGCUCACACCCCACAGGCUCACAGACUGAGCGUUACAUCCCAAUCUUCGCCUCCUGCAAAUUCCAGUGGUCCAGCUGGAUUGGAGUGCCGCGUAUUGGAGCGUAUGGAUAUGUACAAGGCUGCCAUAUCCAGUGCAACUGCUUCAGGAGAAUCAAGCAAAGUUCGAAGAUAUGACCGUGGAUUAAAGACACUUCAGUCCAUGCUUACAUCGGUCCGAAAAGGAAAGCCCAUCAACGAGGACGAGAUGCCACCGCCUGUUGCUGUAGGUGGAAAAGCUAGCACUGCAGCUGAGCCUGAAUCUACGAAAGAGCAAGAAAUGCCAGAACCCGCGAUUAUACCCUACCCUCCAUUCAAUCAAAAACCUUUACGGGAAGCAGCACCAGCUGCUCAUAAUACUAAGCCAGUCCAUUUAGCUCCACCACAGAGCCCGGCUGCUUCCAUCACUCCAGGAACCCCAAUCAUCUCUCCACUGACGCCUUCUCAGCCUGACACACAACACUCAGAGCUUAAACAAGCAGUGUUGUCCCGACAGAGAGAAUACAAGCUCGCAGCCUUACAAGCCAAACAGACUGGUAACAUUGACCUUGCCAAACAGCACUAUAUCACUGCCAAGAGUCUGGACUCACUGGUGGAGGCUGUUGAUAGGAGUGAAGUAGUAGACCUGGGCUUGCUCCCACCGUCCCCUGGAGACAUAAUAGAGGAGACACAACCAUCUUCUUUCUCUAAAGUACAAACCCCUGCUGCUCCGCCACCCAGACAGGAACCGACUGCUGCCCUUCCUGCUCCCAGCAAUGUGGCAGAGGCCUUACAGCAGAGGAUGGACAUAUACAAAUCAGCAGCAGAUGGAGCGAAAAACAAAGGAGAUGACCGUAAAGCUCGCAUGCAUCAGCGGAUUGUAAAGCAAUACCAGGAUUCCAUUAAAGCACAUAAAGCUGGUAGACCUGUCAACUUAUCCGACCUACCUGUACCACCAGGUUGCCCGCCAUUACAGGGUUCGGAAAACGAUCAACAAAAUUUUAUGGGUGUCCUGGAAACUGCUAUGAAAAUAGCAAAUCAGGAUCCAGAUGCAGAAGAUGAAGACAGUCCAAAAGAGACUGCCAAGCCUUCGAUGCGUCAUCCAGCGCAGAAAGCCAGAUCUCCUGUGCCUCAAGGCCCUAGUGGUUCCACAACACCAAAACUGGGCGCCAAAGCUCAACAGCAAGUGGAUUUCCUGUUGUUACGGCGACAGGCUUUUUUGCGCGCAGCACUGCACUCAAAGAAAACGAAGGAUAUGACAGCAGCAACGCAGCACCUCAGACAUGCCAAAGGACUCGACCCCAUGAUUGAAGCUGCCAAGUCUGGCCUUCCUGUCGAUAUCACCAAGAUACCCAUAAGUCCGGUCAGUGAGGACGACUACUUGCUGGCUCGUUCCCGUACGUCUCCUCUUUCUCCUCGUACCAGUGAGAAAUAUCAUGGCCUUAUGGAUCUUUUGCGGAAACAGCAUGAGAAAUGUGUGAGCCACUCACAGCAGUUCAUAGUUAUGGGCAAUACUGGUGAAGCUCUCAAGUGUGAAAAGCUUGUCGAGGAGUCAUUCAAAAACAUUGAGUUGCUGAAGAAUGCCCAUGCCAAAGGCCAGCCCGUGCCCAAGUGUCACACAGAGGAGAAGACCUUCACUGUUGUCAAGAACUACCCCAAUCUUGCUCCAAAUGACAUGAUACUGUACAUCAUCAGAGGCAUUAACCUACCAGUUCCCUCAGGUUUGUCACCUAACGAUCUGGAUGCUAGUGUGAAGUUUGAGUUUCCUUUUCCCAGUGUGGAGGAGGCACAGAGGGACAAAACCAGCACAGUAAAAAGCACUAGCAGUCCAGAGUUUAAAGAGCAGUUCAAACUCAACAUCAAUAGAACACACCGGGGAUUCAAACGAGUCAUCCAGUCCAAAGGCUUGAAAUUUGAAAUCAUCCACAAGGGAGGCCUCUUUAAGACCGACAAGGUUGUGGGAACAGCUCAGCUGAAGCUUGAUGGUUUGGAAAACCAAUGUGACAUUCGAGAGAUUAUUGAGGUGAUGGAUGGGCGUAAAGCCACAGGUGGCAAAUUAGAGGUGAGGGUGAAGAUUAGAGAGCCCAUAUCUGGGGUUGAACUCCAUUCUACGACCGAGAAGUGGCUAACCCUUGAACCAGUAUCUGCUCUCUCACCUCCAGAGAAACAAAAACAACGGGCUCCAUCUCCUCGGUCUAAACACAGGCAUGAAGGGAACAACAGGGGCAGUCAUUCUAGCAGCUCUCCUCCUGAGUACAAGUUGCACAGCUUCAGCCUCCUCAACUACAACAAGGAUCAGUUGGAGAGAAAGAUUGGAGAGUACCAAAAGAACCGGCGGGAUCCCCCUUCUGAUCUCAUUUAUCAGUACAAAGAAGUCAAACACAGGCUGCAGUGGCAAAAAGCGCAGCUGGAGCGUGCGUCUCCUGCUCUGCUAUCAGAUUAUGAAAAUGUGCUUCGGCGCUUCACCCAAGGACUCAACGACUCUGUGAAGAAAUUUUCAAGUCAAGGCAAUAGGGAUGCUGCCAAGGAUGCUCUGGGCAGGUUGAAGUUGGUAGAGGCAGAGCUGGAAUCCCUAAAAAGGAAACGCACUGGAUAAAAGGAGGCUUGUUCGACUAGGAAUCGUCUGGAAUACUGUUAUUUUUUCUUAUUUCCCUUCCUCUUUUUAAUUGCACACAGAUAUAAACACUCCAGCAGUCAGCUCUAACUUUGACAUAGUCCUGUGCUUUACGUCCUUGACAAAUGCAUUGAGCCACUCGUGCUUUGUCAACUUAUAUUUUGUUGUAAAAACAGAGAGAAAAAAAAAAAAACAUAUUAAAGGGAUACCUAAAUAAAAACUGAGAACAUACUAUUUUUAUAUGGAAGGAGACAAUAGUUUUUUUUUCCCUUAAAUUGGAAUUAAACCCAAAAUGUUGCUUUGCAAGUACACUUCGUCCAUACAAUGUAUCAAUACCUGACAUUGUAUUUUCAUAUUGAGUUAGUAGAAUAAGAUUUAAAAAGAGUAAUUCACCGAACUCAGGAGACCACCGUGUUUGGCAAUAUUAGCCUCUGCUGGCAACCAACAGUAACGUCACAACUGCCCUGGCUAGCAUUGCAAACGUCUCCAAACUUAUAAAAUAGGUUAGCAAACUCUCUGUGCAGGGUGCGGGUUGAUGACAUGAUAGUAAGAACUAUCAUGUCAUCAACAUGAAGCAUACACAGGAAGUCUGCAAGAUUAUUUUCAAAGUUCGGUCACGUGACUCCUGCAACAUUCCUGAGGGUAGUUGUGAUGUUUAUAAUCGAUGGCCAGCAUGACUGUUCCCUGAGAUCAAUUCAAAUUAAUAAAUGAUUCUAUUUUAGUUCUUAUUUUACGAACGCUAUAUUUACCGGAAUAGAGAAUUUUCAUAUUGAUGGGCGAUACAACGUAUUCUUAAAAUAAAAGGGUUUAAUUCCACUUUAAACACUAAAGAAAACCUUCUCGAACAAUUCUCAAGUUUGUCUAUUUUCAAACACACAUACACCAAAAUGUGUAUGUGCUAGACGAAGCGUUUUAACCCCAUUCCUCCUUAUUUUUUGGGCGUAAGGAUUUUAAUCUAAUCUGUCUGCUCCAAUGUUCCCAGAUUAUUGUAAUCUGCUACAUUUGCAGUGGUGUGAUAUGAGAGAAAAAAAUGGGGCUUUGGGGCACCACAGCCUACAUCCCAUAAUGAGGGAUUAGUGUUUGUGUCACCAAGGAGACAACUAGAUCAGACGUAAAGUCGCCUUUGGGUUUGCAGAAAGGAGGAGUGUUAACAGUGUGCCAUGAAUGUAGUGGUUUAGCUCUGCCUUCUUCAUCAGCCACUUGUUCCUUGUCGCUCCCUUCACCUUCUCUGUCUUCACACUAAUUCCUUCACAUACACUCAGAAAUUACAUAGUUACAUGCGGCUCGUUUUUUUCCCCCCUCCAACUCAAACAUAAAUCCUUAGUGUUGUCCAUUAGAAAAUAAUUGACAUCUGAUACUUUACUCUGGUUUCAUUCAUACAAAUCUCAGACACAACGUUUUUAGUUAUUUGUUUGUUUAUGCCUGCCUCCCAAAUAAUCCUGAAUACAGUUGCUUCGCAGUUUCGCAUUUGAUUUUUUUGGGGAGUAAUUCUUUCCUUAAUUUCAGAUAUAAUUGAUUGUAUGUUACAAUUCUUUAAAUAUUCUGUUGAAUUUUUAUUUUUCUAUAUGAACAAGUCAAAAACAAUUAAUAUGGAUAAUUCUAUUAUUCUGAACUUUACUGGAAUGACUAAUGUUGAUAUGUUAUUUCGCAUGAAAUGUAAAAAAACAAACGAAAAAAAGGAAAAUGCCACUUCAUGUUUUGAACUCAUUGCUCAUUACAUUGCAUAGGUUGGUAUGGCCCUCGCCAACAACAAAAUUUUUUGUCAAUAUAAAAAUAAUUUAUAAACUAAUGAAAUCACCAAUCGUUUGAAAAUGUCAGUAUAUUUGGUAAAACCAUGCAAUUCAACUAACAUUUAUUGUUUUGUUUUUUUUGUUUGUUUUGCUACCUUUAUAUAUUGUCUGAUCUCACACCUGGUAACGCUACAUCACCUCGAAACACAUAAACACAACCUGACACAUUACCCACUCUUUGAUGAAGAAUCUGUCUUGUUGUCAUAGUGACAAGCUCAUUAGCAUUCAGUGUGGAUUUUGAAUGGUUCGAGUUGGGCAUAAGGACAUAUUGCAAAAGUUUGCUCGUCUGGUAACUGACUUUCUCAAAUGCAGCCAAACACUACAUGGUUAUUUUUGGUGUCUUUUUUUCUACUGUAUCACUUUUUCUAUUUUGUCUCUGUAAUGUUGCUACACUACAGUGAAAGAAUGAUUUCACAGGGCAAAAGAUUUGUGGGUUAUUGUUUGCUAUUUCAACGUUAUUUUUACCUGAUCUGCAGCAGUAUAAGUAUCCCUCUUGACUUGCACUUGUUACACCAAUCAAUUUUUAAUUCUGUUCCUUCAUCUAAGGGCAAUCGGAAUAACUCACUAUUUAUAUUCAGAACAACAGCAUUUGAUGCUCUGUCUCUACUUUAAAGCAUGUGUCAUGAUGAUAUGUGCAGAGCAACUGAUGAUCAAGGCAUAGCGACUUUGGUGUUAUUACUGUAUAUAUAAACUUUAUUUCAUUUGGAAUAAAUGGUGAACUGUAUGUGUUUGUGUCACUGCACUUUGAAACACUGGUUAAUCUCAUCAUUUCUUAGUGUUAUGUUCUGUUAAAAAUACACCCCCCAUUUAAUAUGACCUGAAUCAGAUUUCACAAACUGUUAUUAAUAUACAGUGGUAUAGAAAAGUAUGUGAACCUUUUGGAAUUUUUCACAUUUCAGAACACAAAAUCACCAUCAAAUGUGAUCUGAUCUUUGCAAAAUCAUACCGAUGAAAAAACAGUGUCUGCGUUAACCUAUAAAUGUUUAGGUGGUUUUAGUUUACAUAUUUUAAUGAGGAUAGUAUGCAGUCUAUGACAGAAGGGGAAAAAAUAAGUGGACCCUCACAUUUAAUAUUUUGUAAAUCAUUACACCCCCCCCCCCCACACACACACACACUGUGACCUAUAUAACCUGUACAACUCAAGUGAUUUUUUUUUUGUCUUUUCAAAAAAAUGAGUAAACAUUAAGAUCAACCUUGGUUUUUCAAUCUUUAGCAGAUAAAAGAUCCUUGAAAUCUCCCAAACAUCUGUGGAAAACUAUUAUUGUCCUAUGAAACAGAGAUUUAAUAUUUUACCUAUAAUUUCAAAAGUAAUGCUUGCUACACAUGCAUCCCCCCUCAUUCGCAAAAGAACAUCAUACCUCACAUCUCACUUUGUAAGAACUAAUUGGUGUUGCGAGGUUGCUUAAGGUCGCUGCUACCCCCCUUGGUGCCCGAAGCUGAAAAUUCAGAGGCUCCCCCAUAUCCUACUCUGAUAUUACAUUGCAAAACAACAACAAAAAAAACAUUAUUACUGUAUACUAUUUUUACUGUUUGAUCAUGAAUAAUCACUGAUGCAAAAAUU
Messenger RNA from Corythoichthys intestinalis (scribbled pipefish), 6508 nucleotides. It is a transcript of the gene cc2d1a, whose product is annotated as coiled-coil and C2 domain containing 1A. Gene Ontology annotation, cellular component: nucleus. Lineage: Eukaryota; Metazoa; Chordata; Actinopteri; Syngnathiformes; Syngnathidae. Bases 248 to 3139 code for a protein of 963 amino acids. The transcript is spliced from 28 exons. The record is from RefSeq and is a predicted model, not a curated record. Gene Ontology annotation, molecular function: DNA-binding transcription repressor activity, RNA polymerase II-specific; RNA polymerase II cis-regulatory region sequence-specific DNA binding. Gene Ontology annotation, biological process: regulation of transcription by RNA polymerase II.